This is a messenger RNA of Echinostoma caproni, 351 nucleotides long. The record is from the annotation of a GenBank genome assembly. Lineage: Eukaryota; Metazoa; Platyhelminthes; Trematoda; Plagiorchiida; Echinostomatidae.
AUGGAUCAGGGUGUGAUUUGGUCUUUCAAAUGCUCGUUUCGGAAACAUUUACUGGAAUACGUUUCGUCUUUGAUCGAAGAUGAGCAACGAAUAAUGAAAGUCGAGGUGGACAUUCUCAUGACCAUUCAUCUGGUCAAGAAAGCUUGGGUAUCUGCGCACCCGCACGUAUUGAUCAACGCUUUCAUGAAAGCUGGGUUCAAAUCCACACUGAUUCAGCCACUGAUGCAGCCACCAGAGGAUAAAAACGAUUUGAUCGUGGACUUUACUCAUUAUGUGAUUAUUGAUGAAGAAAUCGCCUGUUUGGAACUUGAUGAAGAAGUGGGUUAUUUAAAAGUUUUAUAUAGUGAUUAG